AUGGCUCCUUUCGUUUUCGGUGGGACUAGUAUGAAAGGCUCUCCCAAACAGAAAGCUGUGAGAAAUAAGACCACCGGCCCUCCUGUGAAACCAGCUUACCUUCCUCCAUGUAGGGUGUGUCAAAGCCCAGCUUCAGGAAUACACUAUGGGAUUGUCACAUGUGAAGCGUGCAAGGGGUUCUACCGACGUAACAGCAUGCAAGAAAACCCUUACACGUGUCGACAAAGUGGGAACUGUGACCUGACUCGGAACAGAAGAUGCUGUUCCCACUGUAGAUUUAACAAGUGUGUUGCUGUAGGCAUGUCCAAACAAGAUAUUCGUAUUGGACGUUAUACCCUGCAAACGAGAACGACACACACCCUUGAGGUUCGGAAGCUGAGCGCGGAAUGGGCGUCUACUUCCAAAGAAGAAGACUUGUGCUCUAACCAUAAAGCAUCAGAAUGGAGUUUGGUGGACACUAUGUCUGAAGAUAUCGCCGACAGCAUGGAGCUGCAAUGUGAACUGACAAUGGAAAUGGAGAAAAACGUUUGUCAGUACAUCCAGUUCAUCAAGUCUGUGCCUGGCUUCAACGAUUUAUCUUCCAAUGACAGAGAACAACUCAUCAAAAAUGGUCGACUGGAGUUUCUCGUGUUGGAGCAGUUUCCUGGUUACAACAGAGAGCUGAAUGUGGCAUCGAUAUCAAUGUCGCUGUGCUAUCGAGCUGACACGUUGAGCAGGAUAUGGGGCAAGGAAUACAUGGCCAAACUGUUUGUGAUUGCUACUUCUUUAAAACGGAUGAAUCUCUCUUUGACCGAAUUGGUGUUGGUCGAAGGGAUGUGUGUGAUAAGUGCAGACCGCUGUGCCCUGGACGAACCAAGUAAAGUAGAUUCUAUCCGAUGGGGAAUUGUGGAAGCUCUGAUUCACCACAUGAAGAAAAGACACAGAAAGCCAUUGGCAAGAUUUGCCAAGAUCAUUGACCGUGUCACGAUUCUACGAGAACUUUGUGAACUGGAUCAUAAAACAGCGACCGACCUCUCCCAAUGGCAUUUUAUGCAACAAAGUCAACUACUCAUGGAAGUAUAUGAUUUGUGA
Haliotis rubra (blacklip abalone) is the source of this 1071-nucleotide messenger RNA. RefSeq names its product retinoic acid receptor beta-like. NCBI's taxonomy places the organism in Eukaryota, Metazoa, Mollusca, Gastropoda, Lepetellida, Haliotidae. Gene Ontology annotation, biological process: regulation of transcription by RNA polymerase II. Gene Ontology annotation, cellular component: nucleus. The record is from RefSeq and is a predicted model, not a curated record. The transcript has 7 exons. Gene Ontology annotation, molecular function: zinc ion binding; RNA polymerase II cis-regulatory region sequence-specific DNA binding; nuclear receptor activity. Bases 1 to 1071 code for a protein of 356 amino acids.